AUGUGGGAGUCUGGUCCUUAUGGGCUCACCAGCGCAGACAUAACAUGGCUGAAGGAGGAUGCUGAAAGGGGACUUUUUCAGAGGGCAAAGUCUUAUAAAGACAAGCACGGCAGCACAAGGUGGAGGAAAGUCCUGAAAGAAAACAGAAUGUGGUUUCACCCUCCUGAAUUUCCUGGAGUGGUGGAAGGGAAAGUCCCCUCAGCAGACUCCUUUUUUCAUGGCUCCGUUUUCUUCUGGAGACCAGUCGGAGUGUGGCGGUACAGUCUUCGAUGCCCAAGGUCUGGCUGCCCGGCACGUCCUAGUCAGAAGGCCUUUCUCUACCGUUGUGGGUAUUCAAAAACUGUCAGGCAGAUCUGCCACAUGUCUGGCUGGUACUCCAUGCUGACAGAAGUCCUGGCAUGCAACGCUUGCAGAAAGGCUGCAAAGGAGUCUGAGGAACACUCCAUCGGUCGGUUCCUCUCAUGGGAUGCGUGCAUCCUUAACCAGCUCAGUCCAGCACACAGAGCGGUGUUCCCUGCUGUCUUGACAUUACGGCGUGGCGUGGACAAGCAGGUUAUCCGCCUGAUGAGGGAUCGCACCGAGGGCAACACCAUGGCCAAGGUAUGGAGGCAGGUCCUGGAGAGCCACUGCGAGGAGUACCUCCAAAGAAAGGACUUGUACACCACCCUCCUCAGCCAGUACAAAAAACCUGGGAAGAUCACACGGAAUUUUUGCCAACAAUUCCAGCGACCACCAGCGAGGAGAGAGCUGCCAUGUCCAAAGCUGUUGAGAAAGGCCUUUCUCAUCGCAGAAGCAGAUAACAUCGAGGACUACCGCACACAGAUUAUGUCUACUUUUGGCAAAGUCCUCAAGUACGACUCCACCAAAAAGAUCUGCAAGAAACUUUCCGGGGAUGGAAAGGGCACGGCGGAAUGGUGCACCAAUGUGGCCAACGAGCUGGGCCAGAUCCUCAUGUCAGUCCUGACUUGUGAGGAGUCGCUGGACAAAAUGCGGCCAAUGGCUGAUGGCCUCAUGGAGAGGUACAGAAGAGCUGACAAGGCACCUCCCGAGCUCAUGUAUGUGGAUCGCGGCUGCUGUCGCAUCCACGGCGUGUCUUCUGUGGAGCAGCUCUUCAGCGAGUGGACUGACAGGGGUAUGCUGGUACGGCUGGACAUCUUUCAUUGGAUCCAUCGAUUUGAUGCAGCCUUACGGACGGAUCACCAUCCGAAGUACGCCCUGUUUAAGUCCGCCCUAUCCGCUGCGGUCUUCGCCUACAACAAGGACGAUGUGGCUCUCCUGGUACAGGCGAUACGUGCCGGUCACCCAACAUGCUAUGCUUCCCUGACUGACAGCCAGAUCGUUGAACUACAUGUAAGCAAGUCAGACCUCAGCCAUCAUGUCAGGAGGAUCACGUUGGGUGCCCAGGAAACCUGUGCACGUGUCCAGAGUGCCAUCGGCAUCUUGAAGGGAGCAGCUGGUAUGGAUGAGAACCAGGUCCACCUGUUCAAGGACGCUGCGGCCAUUGACCACAUAUGGGGAACCAGCAGAAGCACCUCGAAUGCAUCCAGGAUCCGCCGGGGAGAAACAUGUACACCAUCACAAAGUAUGUGA
Molecule: messenger RNA, 1590 nt
Organism: Carassius carassius (crucian carp)
Lineage: Eukaryota; Metazoa; Chordata; Actinopteri; Cypriniformes; Cyprinidae
Exons: 4
Coding region: 1-1590 (529 amino acids)
Source: RefSeq, a predicted model, not a curated record